This is a messenger RNA of Raphanus sativus (radish), 1322 nucleotides long. RefSeq names its product ribose-phosphate pyrophosphokinase 4. Gene Ontology annotation, cellular component: cytoplasm; ribose phosphate diphosphokinase complex. Gene Ontology annotation, molecular function: ribose phosphate diphosphokinase activity; magnesium ion binding. The transcript is spliced from 7 exons. Gene Ontology annotation, biological process: purine nucleotide biosynthetic process; 5-phosphoribose 1-diphosphate biosynthetic process. The coding region runs from base 77 to 1105 and encodes 342 amino acids. Lineage: Eukaryota; Viridiplantae; Streptophyta; Magnoliopsida; Brassicales; Brassicaceae. The record is from RefSeq and is a predicted model, not a curated record.
CAAAAAGCCCUUAAACCCUUUUUUGGUGUAUCAGAUUCCGUAGCAAAAGACAUUCAGACUCUUCUUGUUCGUCUCAAUGUCUGAUAACGCAGCCAACAACAACAACAUCAUCAUCAUGGAGAAGAACCAGAUUUGUAAAGACGCCAUCGUGUCUGAACUACAGAAGAAGAAAGUUCAUCUCUUUUACUGCUUAGAGUGUGAAGAACUCGCUCGCAACAUCGCCGCCGAAUCUGACCACAUCACUCUUCAAUCCAUCAACUGGAGGAGCUUUGCUGAUGGAUUCCCAAAUCUGUUUAUCAACAACGCGCAUGAAAUCAGAGGCCAGCACGUUGCAUUCCUCGCUUCGUUCAGCUCUCCUGCGGUUAUCUUUGAGCAGAUCUCUGUCAUUUACUUGCUGCCACGCUUGUUUGUCGCCUCCUUCACCUUGGUGUUGCCUUUCUUCCCUACUGGCUCCUUUGAGAGGAUGGAAGAGGAAGGUGAUGUAGCUACUGCUUUCACCAUGGCUAGGAUUGUCUCUAACAUCCCCAUUUCGCGUGGUGGUCCCACUAGUGUAGUCAUCUAUGACAUUCACGCUUUGCAGGAAAGGUUCUACUUUGCUGAUCAGGUUCUUCCUUUGUUUGAGACUGGGAUCCCUUUGUUGACGAAACGUCUUCAACAGCUUCCUGAAACUGAGAAAAUCAUAGUUGCGUUUCCUGAUGAUGGAGCCUGGAAGCGUUUCCACAAGCUGUUGGAUCAGUACCCCACGGUGGUGUGCACAAAGGUUCGUGAAGGGGAUAAGAGAAUAGUCAGGCUGAAGGAAGGUAACCCUGCUGGUUGCCACGUUGUCAUCGUUGAUGAUCUUGUGCAGACUGGUGGUACACUCAUCGAGUGCCAGAAAGUAUUGGCAGCUCAUGGAGCAGCGAAGGUGAGUGCUUAUGUAACUCAUGGUGUCUUCCCUAAUAGCUCCUGGGAGCGUUUCACUCACAAGAACAACGGAGUAGAAGAAGCGUUUGCUUACUUCUGGAUCACAGAUUCUUGUCCACAGACGGUUAAAUCCAUAGGAAACAAAGCUCCUUUCGAGGUCUUGAGCCUCGCGGGAUCCAUCGCUGAUGCUCUGCAGAUUUGAAGCAAAAUAGAAGAUGAAAACCUGCUCUCUGCUCUGUCUUGGUGUUUUCUGUUUCCUUAGUGUUGUUGUACUAUUAAGAGAUGAUCACUUUGCUAAGACUUUGUUAAAACCUCAUAUGCUGUUCUUGACUUGAUCAAGCUUUACAAAAUUAAGAAAAGGCACACGUGUGGAAAGGAAGUGCCUUGUUUCACACGUGUGUAAAUCUCUUUUUUAAAAA